UUGCUUUGACCUGAGCUUCAGGGAAUCUCUGAUCCUUUCAUCAUGGAACAUUCUAAAUGUUUGGCUACGUAAGUGCUGCUAAUAAAAUUGAUCUCAUAACACAUCCUGCAAGUUAUCCAGAGAGGUGAACCGUCUUCAACCACUGUGAUACAGUCUAAGACAGAAAUGGAAGCUACUAAACUGAGAGAAAGUCGUCCCUCCGAACUCCCCAGCGAAUAUAAAUUCCUGAAAGUUCUGGGAGAGGGCGUCUUUGGAAAGGUGGUGAAAUGUGUGAACAAGGAGACCCGAGAGAUUGUGGCGAUCAAGAUGCCUAAAAGCUUGGAUAACAGUACCGAGAAUGAGAUCCCCGUGCUGAGAAAGAUCAAGCGCCACAACCUUGACAAAUACAACAUUGUCAAGUACAUCGACUGUUUUAAGACCUGUUUUGGAAAGGCGCUUGUGUUUGAGCCACUGGAUAUAAGCCUAUAUCACUACAUCAAGAAGACAAAUUCUACCCCCAUGCUUCUGCACGACAUCAGAACCAUCAUCCGACAGAUGGCCACAGCACUUAAUGUGCUGAAGGGGAUCGAGGUGAUCCACACCGAUCUCAAACUGGACAACAUAAUGCUGGUGGAUCACCAACGACGACCCUUUAAAGUAAAGCUGAUAGACUUCGGUCUGGCCAUUUCCAGAUCAGAGGUCAGGAGGGGCAGCAUUCUGCAGCCACGAGCUUUUAGGUCUCCGGAAAUUAUUCUGGGCUGUCACUUUUCUGAGGCCAUUGAUAUGUGGACCCUGGGCUGUGCGAUGUUCGAGAUGAUCUGCGGCCAUCACCCGUUCGCAGGAGACAAUCAAAAUGAAAUAUUGCUGAGCAUUGUUCAACUGCUGGGUCAGCCAGCCAACCGUGUUCUUGAAAAUGGUCGACGGACGAAGAGUUUCUUCUACAUCAAUGAUGACAAAGUGUGGGCGAUCAAGACUGGUAUUGAAGCCAAAAAGUGCCACGAGUUCAAAUCUCUGGAUGAUCUGAAAGGAAUGCGUCUGGAGAAGAAUAACAAAACUGAGGCAGUGGAGAGAGAGCAGUGUGUCGAGCUCCUGAAGGCAAUGCUGAAAGUUAACGCAGAUGAGAGGAUCACUCCCCGUGAAGUCCUCACUCAUCCAUUUAUCACCAAAAAUUACCCCAGCAAUAGCGUUUUGGCACCAGCAUCCCGUCCAUCCAGUCCAACCGGUACAUCUGGUCCAUCUGGUCCAUCUGGUCCAUCCAGUCCAUCCGGUCCAUCCAGUCCAUCCAGUUCAUCCAGUCCAUCCAGUCCACCCGGUCCAUCCAGUCCAUCACCUGAGAAACCCAGAGCCGAGAACACAACACUGCUGGACGAUCAGGAGGGUACAGUUAGUGAGCCUCCUGCUGCUCCUCUGAAGGAUGGAGACAGCAGUAACCUCCAACUGGACAACUGCACUCCUGCUGCUGAAAAUCUGCCACCAGGUGUGAUCCUGGUUCCACUUGCGACAGCCGAGAACACAACACUGCUGGACGAUCAGGAGGGUACAGUCAGUGAGACUGCUGCUGCUCCUCUGAAGGAUGAAGACAGCAGUAACAUCCAACGAGAUGACUGCACUGCAUCUGCUAGAAAUCUGCUAUCAGGUGUGAUCCUGGUUCGACGUGCGACAGCCGAGACCACAUCACUGCUGGACGAUCAGGAGAGUACAGUUAGUGAGCCUCCUGCUGCUCCUCUGAAGGAUGAAGACAGCAGUAACAUCCAACGAGAUGACUGCACUGCAUCUGCUAGAAAUCUGCUAUCAGGUGUGAUCCUGGUUCGACGUGCGACAGCCGAGAACACGACACUGCUGGACGAUCAGGAGAGUACAGUUAGUGAGCCUCCUGCUGCUGCUCCUCUGAAGGAUGAAGACUGCAGUAACAUCCAAUCGGACAACUGCUCUCCUGCUGAAAAUCUGCCAUCAGGUGUGAUCCUGGUUCGACCUGCGACAGCCGAGAACACGACGUUGCUGGAAGAUCAGGAGAGUACAGUUAGUUUUCAGUCUGGACUGAACAAGACAGAGUCAGAGUCCACAGUGAGAAACACCAACAGUAACACGAAGACGUCUGAGGACUCAGCCACAUGUGAAGACACCGAGCCAAAGAAGAAGGGGAAGAAGAAGAAAAGAGGCAUUUUCUCUUGGUUGAGGAAGAUUUUCAGCUGCUGUGUUUCUCUCCAUUCAUUAGGGAUGUGUGAAGACAGUUCUGUGUAGGGUUUUCAUGGCAUAGAUUUUCAGGGCUUUUGGGGAGUUUUGCAAUCAAAAUUGUCAUCUUUUGUUCAUUCUCCCCAUUUGUGGUUUUCUCCGGGCGCUCCGGGUUUUUCCAACAAACAUAAAGUAUGUUUUAAAAAAUAUAUAUAUGCAGGGACAGAUCUGACGAAAAAAGCCCUCAUAUUGCCUGAAUGCCCCAUAAGAAAAAAGCAGCACAUUCACUCCCAUCAGUGUCCAGACUGACAUGGCCGACAUGAAUGACAUGAAUGUGAGCCUCCUGCCGCUCCUCUGGAGGAUGAAGGCAGCAUUAACACCCAACAAGACGACUGCACUGCAUCUCCCACAAUUCUACCAUCGGAUGUGAUCACGUCAAUUUGUUCCACAGGAGCCACCGGAAUCAACAAGAAUGGAAAGUUCCUUGUUGCAGCUUUAAGAUGCGAUGACAAUAACAGAAAUGACACUCCUGUUACUGUCAUCGCAUCUUGUGUUUGUUUAUUUUCCAGUCAGGUCUGAACAAGACGUCAGAGUCUUCAGUGAGCAACACAGUAACACAAAGUCAUCAGGCUCAACCACAUGUGAAGACACCAGCGUAUAGAAGAAGAGGAAGAAGAGGAAGAAGACCCUUCAGACCUGUCUUCUCUUGGUUGAGGAAGACUUCAGGCUGCUGUGUUUCCUGUGCUGAUGAGGAUCAGGGACGUGUGAAGUGAAGUUCUGUGUCGGGUUUCUUUAGCAUGUUUUUCUGGGAUUCAUUAUCCGGUUUCCUCCCACACUCAAUUAGACAAUAAACAAUUAGAUUGGAUUUUAA
This is a messenger RNA of Acanthopagrus latus (yellowfin seabream), 3022 nucleotides long. Its product is annotated as dual specificity tyrosine-phosphorylation-regulated kinase 1B-like. The record is from RefSeq and is a predicted model, not a curated record. Gene Ontology annotation, molecular function: ATP binding; protein tyrosine kinase activity; protein serine/threonine kinase activity. Bases 166 to 2220 code for a protein of 684 amino acids. Gene Ontology annotation, cellular component: cytoplasm; nucleus. The transcript has 13 exons. Lineage: Eukaryota; Metazoa; Chordata; Actinopteri; Spariformes; Sparidae. Gene Ontology annotation, biological process: peptidyl-serine phosphorylation; peptidyl-threonine phosphorylation.